Messenger RNA from Yarrowia lipolytica CLIB122, 3669 nucleotides. RefSeq lists its product as uncharacterized. The record is from RefSeq and is a predicted model, not a curated record. Gene Ontology annotation, cellular component: cell periphery; cell septum. Lineage: Eukaryota; Fungi; Ascomycota; Dipodascomycetes; Dipodascales. Gene Ontology annotation, molecular function: chitin synthase activity.
AUGGAUUCGUACAACAAAUUCGGAUUCAACUCGGAGACGGGUGAGCCCAACACUGGCCCCCAGGACACAUCUGGCAGUGUCCCCAGUGAACACAGAGGCGACGGCUCGUUCUCCCCCGACAUUGGACGAAAGAAGUCUCUCAUUCGACCUGACCGAGCUCGACUCGACCCCGACUCGCGAACUUAUCACUACUCGCAGCUGGCCGCCCAGCAGCAAAGCAGAAUCAACGUGCUUCCCAGUUCCACCGGAAAUGACCCUAUUCUCGAGGAGCACUACAUGCGCGAGACUGGCGAGAUCCAGCCUGGUCAGGGAUACGAUCAGCCCUACGACAACGCCGUGAACCAGGAGGUGCUAGAGGAGGAAAACGAGGAAUCAUACAGAGAGGGAGAGGAGGACCCUUACGCCUACUCGGGCCGUCAGGUCUAUGGUCUCAAUGACGAGGUCCAAACCGAGGCCUACGUGCGAAAGUCGGACGAAAUCUCCUCAUCAGAAGAACAGGCUGCCGACACCCAACCGCCCAUCAUCGACCCACCUGUCAACGAAAAGGUUCAGCUCAGCCGUGGAGGAGGAACACUGAAGCGACACAACUCCGUCAAGCGACGAAUGGGCACCCAACCCAAGCAGAUUUCGCUGUGGAUGACCUACUGUCAGAUUGUUACCUUCUGGGCCCCCGCUCCUGUGCUCAAGAUGUUUGGCAUGCCCCAAAAAGCCCGACAGGACGCCUGGCGAGAAAAGAUUGGCCUCAUCACUGUUAUUCUUUACAUUGCCGCCUUUGUUGCAUACCUGACUUUCGGCUUCACCAUCACAGUUUGUUCCAGUUCCAUCACCCGAGUGCGAAACGGAGAAGUCAACUCUGGAAACCUCAUCAUUAAUGGUAAGCAAUACGACUUUACCUCUAUGAACCACCCUCCCACAGUCGAGGUUCCUACUGGCGGUAACUUCAUGUACCCUCCUGUUAAUGCUGGAUCCAUGGACGGUUCUUUGCUGUUCCAGAACGUCAACAACCACUGCAAGGGUCUAAUCACCCCCAAGCCCGACUGUAAAAUUCCCUACAACGGCGACAGCGUUGCCUGGUAUAUGCCCUGCCAGCUGCUCAACCAGGACGGAUCUUCCCAACCCAACACUACUGAGCAGUUCUACCCCGGCUACGCAUGCCACACUUCCACCACCGCUCGAAACGUCUACUACCACCAGCUGGUUGAUGCCGGUGAGGUCUACUUCACCUGGGACGAUAUCAAGAACUCUACUCGAAACCUGGCUGUGUUCAACGGAGCUGUCAUUGACCUGAACAUGGUCAACUUCAUUCUUAAGGACGACCUCAACUACCCCGAGAUCUUUGACACUCUGCGAGAUGACGAUUCCAUCAAGGGUACUGAUAUCUCUCGUAAUAUGGCCAACGGUCCUGAUCGACAGGCUGCCCGAUGUCUGCAAGAGAUUGCCAAGGUUGGAUACAUUGAUACCGAGCAGAUUGGAUGUCUGGCUUCCCAGGUUGUUCUGUAUGUAUCUCUGGUUUUCAUUAUCUCCAUUGUCGCCGUCAAGUUCCUAUUUGCUAUCUACUACAAGUGGGCCAUUUCUGCCAAGCAGGGAGCUUUCCCCAUUGACAACAAGCAGAUGAACCAGCGAGAGAACGAGAUUGAGGACUGGUCCGAGAACAUUUACAGCCAGGCUCCCAUCAAGCGAGUGGACCGAGACCAGCCUAAGUCCAGUGCCACUCCCUUCCGUGGCCUCAUCAAGCACCGAUUCAACCAGCACGACAAUAAGAACAAGCGAAUGAGCACAAUGGUGACCCAGGUUGGUGAGAGUGGAACUGCUCCUUCCGUCUACUCUCGAAACUCCGCUGCGAUCGACUCCAACACUGAUGUUGGCGGUGUUGUCUACGAUUACGACUCUGGAUCUCAGCCCUACGAGGCGCCCACCGUCAACGUUGUGCCCCAGCCCCCCAUCGACUACCAACCGUUCAACUACCCUCUCGCCCACACCAUGUGUCUGGUGACUGCAUACUCCGAGUCGAUUGACGGUCUGAGAACCACCCUUGACUCUAUCACCACAACCGACUACCCUAACUCCCAUAAACUCAUUGUUAUCAUUGCCGAUGGUAUUAUUAAGGGUUCCGGUAACGACAUGUCUACCCCUGACAUUUGUCUAAGUAUGAUGUGUGAUAUGCCUAUCCCCGAAGACCAGGUGAGACCCUUCUCUUACGUAUCUACUUCUUCUGGUACAAAGCGUCAUAACAUGGCCAAGGUCUACUCUGGUUUCUACGCCUACGAUGAUGCCACAGUUCCACCUGAGAAGCAGCAGCGAGUCCCCGUUGUGACUAUUGUCAAGUGCGGUACGCCUGCUGAGGCCAACGAGGCCAAGCCUGGUAACCGAGGUAAGCGAGACUCCCAGAUCAUUCUCAUGUCGUUCUUGCAGCGUGUCAUGUUCGACGAGCGAAUGACCGAGCUGGAGCACGAGAUGUUCAACGGUAUCUGGCGAGUGACUGGUAUUCUUCCCGACUUUUAUGAAAUCAUUCUCAUGGUGGAUGCCGAUACUAAGGUGUUCCCUGACUCUCUGACCCACAUGGUGGCUGAGAUGGUCAAGGAUCCCGAGAUUAUGGGACUAUGUGGAGAAACCAAGAUUGCCAACAAGCGAGACUCUUGGGUCACUGCGAUCCAGGUGUUUGAAUACUACAUUUCUCAUCACCAGGCUAAGGCCUUUGAGUCCGUCUUUGGUGGUGUCACUUGUCUGCCUGGUUGUUUCUCCAUGUACCGAAUCAAGGCUCCCAAGGGCGGAGACGGCUACUGGGUGCCCAUUCUUGCCAACCCUGAUAUCGUCGAGCGAUACGCUGACAACGUGAUUGACACUCUGCAUAAGAAGAACCUGUUGCUUCUCGGAGAAGAUCGAUACCUGACCUCCCUCAUGCUCAAGACCUUCCCCACGCGAAAACAGGUGUUUGUGUCCAAGGCUGUCUGCAAGACCAUUGUUCCCGACAAGUUUUCUGUUUUGCUGUCUCAGCGAAGACGAUGGAUUAACUCCACUGUGCAUAACCUGAUGGAGCUGGUGCUGGUCAAGGAUCUAUGUGGUGUCUUCUGUAUUUCCAUGCAGUUUGUUGUCUUCAUCGAGCUUGUUGGUACCCUGAUUCUUCCCGCCGCCAUCUCGUUCACCAUCUACGUUGUCAUUAUUGCCAUUGUGAGAAAACCUACGCCUGUCAUGUCGCUGGUUCUGCUGGCUCUGAUUUUGGGUCUGCCGGGUCUUCUCAUUAUCAUCACAGCAUCUCGAUGGUCAUACGUCGUGUGGAUGUUCAUCUACCUGCUAUCUCUUCCCAUUUGGAACUUUGUGCUCCCCGUCUACGCAUACUGGAAGUUUGAUGAUUUCUCCUGGGGUGACACUCGACAGGUUGCUGGUGAAAAGAAGGGCUCUGGAGGCCACGACGAGGAGGAUGGUGAAUUUGACUCGUCUCAGAUUGUCAUGAAGCGAUGGAGAGACUUUGAAAUGGACAAGCGACGCUACGUGCCACUGCCUCCCCAGAACGCGUGGAUGAGCGAUCCUCACAUGCCUUCUUACAACCACCAAGGAUUUUCUGCUAACUCUUCCCCUGCUCUUAGACCCCAGGGCUCUUCUCAUGUCUACUCGGACUCGGUUGCCGGAGCCAGUGACUACAACGUUGCUCAAGGCCACGAAGUACUUUAA